CAAACAUGCUUGCUUCAAUUCUUCUCCUGCUCUUGCCAAGCCUCACUCAAGCACAGCCACUUGACCUUCCUCAAGUGACCUACGUUCCUACAGACAACCUACAAGCGCGAGAUGUCAUCGACCGUUGGGUGUCAGCCUCCCUAACGAUGCAAAGCAACGCCAUCUGUCCACAGGGAUACACACGGUUCAGUACUGCCGAAUUCGAUUUUCUUGCAGUUCAGACGAGUGAUCUCAACGUUCAAUUCAAGGUCUACAAUCGAUUGAAUGCCAUGCGGAUCGUCGCUCUCGAUGCCGUCGUCGGCCCAAUGGCUUACUUCAGCUUCACCAUUCGUGGCUACGGACCUGCUCAAUCACCAGGCUGGACGGAUAAACAGGCUAGGUACUGCUGUCGACCUUAUGCUCGGCUCAAAUUCUCCGUGAACAUGCAAACAUCGGUCCUGUUUUUCAACGAGAACGAUGUGACGGUACAUGUGGAAUGCAAGUUCGAUCCGGAUCCGAGCAGCUUCUGUCACACUCACCAUCUGGAACCUCGCUACGAAUGUUACCAGCAAUGGCAGCAGAUCAGCGUCAAGACUGCACAGAUUGCAGACAAACCUGCCAUUCUCGUCUACCCGAUCGCAGCCAGAGCAGUAGCAGACUGUCCCAUCGAUGGCCCCUCCUUCACAGAACAGGCUUUCUUCAAGCUCGCCGUCAUCAAGCACGGCAAGUUUGAGGGUUUCAUUUCAUACGACCGGGCGUUCGUGGGCGACAUGGCAAAAGUGGGACUCGUCGCACGCGACGGCAUCAUCGAGAUGGGCAUCACUUUCGCUGUUGAUGGCAUAGGCGAACGACAGAGCUGGCCAGAUCGAACAAGACAAGCAUGCUGCCGACCGGCUUUCCGCUCGCAGAUCUGGCUCGGACUGAAUGCUCCCAUGUUUCGCUACAGCCUCACGGCCGAAAGCAGCCGCUUUGACAAUAUUUGCUACCCCGGUCAAUUGGCAGUGGCACCCGAGGGAUGCACGCAGACGGAAUUUGUCGGCCGUGCACCUAUCUGUAGCAAUCUUCAACCCUACGUCACGCUCGCAUCGGGUGAGGAACCGGUCGAUCCUGCUCUAUUGAUGCCUUCGCGCUAGAUUCAUUGCACACGCAAGGAUUGCUCUAC
Molecule: messenger RNA, 1141 nt
Organism: Mixia osmundae IAM 14324
Lineage: Eukaryota; Fungi; Basidiomycota; Mixiomycetes; Mixiales; Mixiaceae
Exons: 5
Coding region: 6-1112 (368 amino acids)
Source: RefSeq, a predicted model, not a curated record